This is a messenger RNA of Chlorella variabilis, 952 nucleotides long. Its product is annotated as expressed protein. Bases 1 to 597 code for a protein of 198 amino acids. The record is from RefSeq and is a predicted model, not a curated record. The transcript has 6 exons. NCBI's taxonomy places the organism in Eukaryota, Viridiplantae, Chlorophyta, Trebouxiophyceae, Chlorellales, Chlorellaceae.
AUGGACGCCUUCUCACUGCUGGCGGCGCCACUGGCGGGCGCCGAGGCGGGGCCCGACCCCUCCCGCCUCAUCAGCUUCUUCGCGCAGGAAAUGCAGCUCUUCUUCCAGCACAUCCAGGCCGCAGUGGUGCAGUACAACGGCACGGGCGAGCUGCCGCCCAGCCUGUUCAAAUCCAGGCAGGUCAAGUCCCUGGAGAAGCAAGCCGGCGGCAAGCGCAAGAAGAGCAAGCGCAAGCCCACGGCCUUCAACAUGUACAUGGCGGACAAGAUGAAGGAGUACAAGGAGAAGGGGGUCAAGGCAGAGGGGGAGGGGCGCAACCCGCUGUUCACCAAGGCCGCAAACGAGUGGAAGACGCUGAGCGGCGACCAGAAGGCGGCGCUGCAGGCCAAGUAUGCACCCAUCAUUGCGGCGAUGAAGGAGGAGGGGGAGGGCGUGGAGGUGCCGGGGGACUCUGAGGGCAGCGACAGCGACAGCGAGGAGAGCGAGGAGAGCGAGGACGAGGACGAGGACGAGGAGGAGGAGGCGCAGCACCCGCUGCCAAAGGUGAACGGCGGCUACGCGGAUGCCUCCCCCAAGAAGAAGAAGAGCAAGCACUGAGGGGCGAGUGGCGAGCGGGCCGCCGAGAGACGGCUGCAUUGCCCCAACCUUGCUGGGCCGGCGCUGACGGCGCUGUGUGCCAGCUGGGCCGACUUUCACUUUUUGCCUUGGAGAUGACGAUGACCCAGACCCUGACUGUUGCGUCUUUGCACAGACUUUCCCCGGCUGGCUGCCAUGCCAUGCUGCCUGACCCUCCCCUGCGCCAUACGCGCCGAUCUUUCUAGCCGUCUCGUUUUGUUUGAACAUGAAGUUCGCCACCUGUGCACUUGCCGCCACCUGUUGCAUGUCAUUUGUCCCCAGCACCUGCCUUUACAGUAUCACAUGAGCAGACGAGCUUGCAAAUUGGCCUCAGCCA